AUGGUUGGCUACAGAAGGGAUUCAAGCUGCUUCAUUCGUUUUCAUAACAGAGAAAAUCGUCCUCGAGAAAACACAAUUUGUGUAGCCAAUCAUACGACGCCUUUCGAUUGGUGUGUUCUAUCAUCUGAUGUCACUUAUGCUGUGGUGGGUCAAAAACAUGAAGGAUUUUUUGGAUUUGCUGAAUGGAUUAUCUCGUGCGCUGUACCGGCUAUCUGGUUUGAUCGUGGUGAAGUUUUAGAUCGUAAUGCAACAGCUAAACGUUUAAAACAGCAUGCAACUUCUCCAGAUGCUGAACCAAUAUUGAUUUUCCCUGAAGGUACUUGUAUCAAUAACACAUCGGUGAUGAAGUUUAAAAAAGGCUGUUUUGAAGUUGGCGCUGAAAUUCACCCAGUUGCAAUUAAGUACAAUCCUUUAUUUGCUGACUGUUUUUGGAACAGUAGUCGUGAUGGUUUAUUCCAGUACAGUUUGAAGACAAUGACAUCUUGGGCUAUUAUGGUAGAUGUUUGGUAUUUACCACCGACGCGGAAAUCUGAUGAAGAAGACUCUAUAGCAUUUGCUAGACGUGUACAGCAUAGUAUUGCACAGUGUGGUGGAAUGAUUGGUAUGGAUUGGGAUGGUGAAUUGAAACGUAAUAAACCAAAGGAUACGCUUAGAUAUGCUCAACAAAAAUAUGUCAGUCAGUAUUUCAUUCCUGUGGAUACCUGA
Molecule: messenger RNA, 705 nt
Organism: Trichobilharzia regenti
Lineage: Eukaryota; Metazoa; Platyhelminthes; Trematoda; Strigeidida; Schistosomatidae
Source: the annotation of a GenBank genome assembly